CACGACAAGCACAGAUUCAGACCCAUCGAUGAAGCUGCACAGGAGCGCAAAGAGAAGCUGCAGAAAUCUCUGAAACCCUUUCAGGAGAAACUGAAGCUGUUUGAGCGAGUGAAAGAAAACUGCGAUCAAACAGCAGAACACAUGAAGGUCCAGGCCCAGCAGACAGAGAGGAGGAUUAGGGAGCAGUUUAAGAAGCUUCACCAGUUUCUACAAGAGGAAGAGGAGGCCAGGAUCUCCGCUCUGAGGGAGGAGGAGGAGCAGAAGAGUCAGAUGAUGAAGGAGAAGAUUGAGGCUCUGAUUAAAGAGAUGUCAGCUCUCUCAGACACAAUCAGAGCCACAGAGGACGAGCUGAGAGCCGAAGACGUCUCAUUCCUGCACAACUACAAGGCUGCAGUGGACAGAGUCCAGCAGCGUCCCCUGCUGGAGGAUCCACAGCUGCUCUCAGGAGCUCUAAUAGACGAGGCCAAACACCUGGGCAACCUCACCUUCAACAUCUGGCACAAGAUGAAGGACAUGGUCUCUUACAGUCCUGUGGUUCUGGAUCCAAACACUGCCCAUCCAAAAUAUAUCCUGUCAGAAGAUUUAACCAGCGUGAGAUUUGGAGAGAAGCAGAAGCGUCCUGACAAUCCAGAGAGGUUUGAUUACCACAUCCCUGUCCUGGGCUCAGAGGGCUUUAACUCUGGGACUCACAGCUGGGACUUUGAGGUUAAAAAUGACAGUGCAUGGUCCCUGGGUGUGAUAAAGGAGUCUGUCGGGAGAAAGGGAAAAACACAAACUGGAUUCUGGGAAAUGUAUUUUCUUGAUGGAAAAUACUUUGUAGCUUCCCCACUGCUGCCGGAUAAAGUUCUCACAGUGAGGAAGCAGCUCCAGAGGAUCAGAGCUCAUCUGGACUUUGACAAUGGAAAACUGUCGUUCUAUGAUCUUGAUACUAACACACACAUACACACUUUCACACACACUUUCAGAGACAAGCUUUUUCCAUACAUUGUCAGCUGGAGUAAACUCCCAGUAAAAAUACUACCUGGGACAGUCACUGUACAAGUGGGACAGCACGCACUCCCUUCAU
Messenger RNA from Plectropomus leopardus (leopard coralgrouper), 1066 nucleotides. The record is from RefSeq and is a predicted model, not a curated record. NCBI's taxonomy places the organism in Eukaryota, Metazoa, Chordata, Actinopteri, Perciformes, Serranidae.